UUGUAACUCAUUAGUUUAAGUUUUGCAACUCCGCUGUACACCUCAGCUCAGACAGAACUCGGCUCCAUCAAAUUUUUAUCGCAGCAAAACGCAGAAACUCUCCCUCUCCCUCUCUCUCUCUCUCUCUCUCUCUUGAGGCACAGGAAUCGAAAUCAUGUUGUUCUUUUCAUAUUUCAAGGACUUGGUGGGAAGAGAAGUGACGGUGGAGUUGAAGAAUGAUUUGGCAAUUAGAGGAACCCUUCAUUCCGUUGAUCAAUACCUCAAUAUCAAGCUCGAGAACACUAGGGUUGUCGAUCAAGACAAGUAUCCUCACAUGCUUUCAGUGAGGAACUGUUUUAUAAGAGGCUCGGUUGUGAGAUAUGUCCAGCUACCUCCUGAUGGAGUUGACAUUGAAUUGCUUCAUGAUGCCACGAGAAGAGAAGCUCGGGGAGGCUGAAAAGCAUUUGGUGACAACUUCAAUGUACUUUAAUGAACAUUUGAUUAAGAUACUUUUGCUUCAAAUAGUUUCUGAAUUAAGCAAAGAUAGUGACAAGUUAAUGAAGACUGAUCCCUCUUUGCAUUAGUGUAGACAAAUUGAUGUUGGUUUGUGCAUCAACAAAUUUGAUUUGUUGAAAGAAUAUUUCCUUAUUGAA
Theobroma umbraticum is the source of this 632-nucleotide messenger RNA. It is a transcript of the gene LSM2, whose product is annotated as Small nuclear ribonucleoprotein family protein. Gene Ontology annotation, molecular function: RNA binding. Gene Ontology annotation, cellular component: catalytic step 2 spliceosome; P-body; Lsm1-7-Pat1 complex. NCBI's taxonomy places the organism in Eukaryota, Viridiplantae, Streptophyta, Magnoliopsida, Malvales, Malvaceae. The record is from RefSeq and is a predicted model, not a curated record. Gene Ontology annotation, biological process: mRNA splicing, via spliceosome.